This is a messenger RNA of Ostrea edulis (European flat oyster), 3474 nucleotides long. Its product is annotated as DNA ligase 3-like. Gene Ontology annotation, molecular function: zinc ion binding; DNA binding; DNA ligase (ATP) activity. The record is from RefSeq and is a predicted model, not a curated record. Gene Ontology annotation, cellular component: DNA ligase III-XRCC1 complex. The transcript has 24 exons. Gene Ontology annotation, biological process: DNA recombination; mitochondrial DNA repair; lagging strand elongation. The coding region runs from base 71 to 3079 and encodes 1002 amino acids. Lineage: Eukaryota; Metazoa; Mollusca; Bivalvia; Ostreida; Ostreidae.
AUUUUCAAAAUAUGUGCCGGGGUACGUAAUAGGCUUACAUACAAAUUGCUGACUUUGUUUAUUGUCAUUGAUGAAAUUAAGGAUACUUCGACAGAUACGUUUUGUAGCAGUGAAGCAACUAGAUCUACUGUAUGCUCCACAGAAAAUUCUGUCUGCGACUUCACGAAGUGUCGUCUUAAAUGUCCAGGCACUAAAUGCCCUACCAGUGUCUCACAGAUGUCAUAGUUUUCACUCCUCUCCACUGAGACUCAUGGCAGAAAAUCGAUAUGUCACUGGCUAUGCCAAACUUGGAACAUCAAGUUGUAAGAAAUGUAAACAGAAGAUUGACAAGGGAGCGCUUCGCAUUGGAAAGGUGGUGUCAAAUCCUUUCUCUGAUGAAGGUGGUGACAUGAAACAAUGGUUCCACCCACAGUGCAUGUUUGAAACCCUGAAAAGAGCACGAGCAACAACUAAAAAGAUCGAGGAACCUGAUGACCUGGAAGGGUUCACAGAAAUUGAACAGUCUGAUAAAGACCUCAUCAACAAAUUAAUCAAAGAAUUCGUGGUACAAUCCAGCAGCAAGUCCCCAGGCUCUGCUAAGAAAAAAGCAGUGGGCAAUGUACAAUCUCCGCUCCCUUUCAGUCCCAUAAAAUCUAAACCAAAAGUAGAGCACGACGAUGAAGCUGGACCCUCCACCAGUGACAUGCCAUCUGCUGGAGGCCAUCGUGACGAGUCAUUCCGGGAGUUUCGACGACUCUGUGCUGAGAUUGCUGAAAAGAGUUCCUACCUCGCAAAAACAAAACUUGUUCAUGAUUUCAUCAACAAAGGUUCCUCUGGAGAGGGAUUUAAAGGAGACCUGUACUUGUGGCUGAAGUGUUUGUUACCUGGAGUCGUGAAACAGGUGUACAACCUCAACAGUAAACAGCUCGUUAAACUAUUUAGCCAGAUAUUUGGUACAAACCAGGAUGACAUGAUUGCGGAUUUGGACCAGGGUGAUGUAGCAGAAACUGUGCGGCUGUACUUUGAUAUGAGUAAAGUAUUACCACCUCAAAAGAAAAGCACACUUUCCCUUCAACAGGUUGAUGACUAUCUCAGUGAGUUAACAAAAGUAACCAAGGAGGAUGAUCAACAAAGGAUUCUUACCAAAGUUGCUAAAAGGUGUACAGGCAAUGAUUUGAAAAUGUUUGUAAGGCUUGUCAAGCAUGAUCUCAGAAUAAAUUCAGGAGCUAAGCACAUAUUAGAUGCUCUAGAUGACAAUGCCUAUGCUGCCUUCCAAGCCUCCAGAGACUUGAGGGAUGUGGUAGACAGAGUACUUGAGAACAAGGAAGGGGUGCCAGGGAUGAAGAAGAAGCUCAGUGUCAAAGCCUCCCUCAUGACUCCCGUUCUACCAAUGCUGGCUGAGGCUUGCAGGUCUGUUGACUAUGCCCUGAAGAAGUGCCCCAGUGGUUUCUAUGCAGAGAUUAAGUACGAUGGUGAGAGAGUCCAGCUACACAAGAAAGGAAACCAGUUUCAGUAUUUCAGCAGAAGCUUAAAACCAGUCCUACCACAUAAAGUUCAGCACUUCAAGGAGUAUAUCCCAAAGGCUUUCCCCACAGGUGAUGACCUCAUUCUAGAUGCAGAAGUGUUAUUGGUGGACAACAAAACCAGUAAACCACUCCCAUUCGGAACUCUGGGAGUUCACAAGAAAGCUGCAUUCAAAGAUGCCAGUGUCUGCUUAUUCGUAUUUGAUUGUCUUCAUAUCAAUGGGGAAAAUAUAAUGCACAAACCAAUAAAGGAGAGAAAGAAAAUUCUGGAGUCGGAGAUGACUGAAAUUCCAAAUCGAAUCAUGUUUUCUGAGGCACAGCUGAUCAAUGUUGCAGAUGAUCUUCAAACACUGAUGACAAAAGUUUUCAAGCAGGGUUUAGAAGGACUUGUUUUGAAAGAUGUCAAUAGUACUUAUAAACCGGGAAAACGGCAUUGGUUGAAAAUAAAGAAGGACUACUUGGAGCACGGAACAAUGGCUGAUUCUGCUGACCUGGUGGUAUUAGGGGCUUACUUUGGCACGGGUAACAAAGGUGGAAUAAUGUCCAUAUUUCUGUUGGGAGUGUAUGAUCCCAGCAGUGGUCAGUGGUGCACGGUAACCAAAUGUCACAGUGGGCUGGACGAUCAAACUCUAGAGGAACUUCAGACAUCCCUGGAUAUGGUCAAAAUCAGCAAGAAUUCAGACAAGGUACCAGAUUGGUUGAAUGUUAAGAAGCAGGUUGUACCAGACUUUGUAACAAGGGACCCCAAAAAGUCCCCAGUGUGGGAGAUAUCUGGUGCCGAGUUCAGCAAGGCUGAUAUCCACACGGCGGGUGGAAUCUCCAUCAGGUUUCCCAGAAUUACUAAAUUUAGAGAUGACAAAAAUUGGCAGAAUGCCACAGAUUUACCAAGAUUAAAAAUUCUAUAUGAAAAAUCGAAAGAAACAUCUGACAUCAUUCCCAGCACCAGUAAAAGGACUCCAAGGAAGAAAUCAAAUGAUGAUGAAGACAAUGAUAACAACAAUGAAGGAGAUGACAGCGGGACAGACUUGAACAGUGAUGAUGAGAUGUAUGUAUCUACUGUGAAAAAGACAUCUGUACAUGGAGAAGCCACGCCUACUAAAUCCACACCCCAGAAAGCCACGCCUACAAAAACCACACCCCUAAAGGCCACACCUGUCAAAAAUGGCAUAAAGAGGCAGCACAAUGAUGGUGAAAAUAGUGAAGCCACACCAUCAAAAAAGUCCAAACCAGAAUGCAAAUAUGGAGCUGAUUGUUAUCAAUCCAACCCAAAACAUUUAGAUCAGUUUCAUCAUCCACCAAAGACUCUUCCAAAUGUAUUUAGAGGCUGCAAAAUAUACCUGCCCAAAGACACCAAACUUUACAAGACAUUAAGAAGAUAUAUCAUUGGCUGGGAUGGGGAAUUGGUACCCGAGUAUGAUAUAGCAUCAGCCACUCAUGUCAUCACACCAGCGGGACACAAGGGAGGUGUUGUUAAGUGUGCAGGAGUGUGUGUGACCUUGAAUUGGAUUGAAAUGUGUAUAAAGAAGAAAAUGUUGAUAAGGACUGAUCCCUAUAUUGUUGGUGAUGAUGAUGAGUAAUAACUUGGAUAAUUUUAAUGAUAAUUAAAACAGUAGUCUUGAUUAGAUGUCUUCACUGUCUUGAUGAUAAUUAACUAGGGAUUGGUGAUUAGUUGAUUAGGAGUAGAGACAGGUGUCAUUAAGGAUUAGGAAAUUUACAUUUAUUUAAUGUUCUGUCAACAAUUGUCACAUACAAUAACAGUAGAUUCAAUUAGAGAAAAAAAUGCGUAAAUCUGAAAACAAUACUUAUUUUUAUAAGAUUUAUAUUAGUGUAUGUUUAUCAUUUUUAAGAAGGCAGCGAUUUGUUGUGUGUAUAUAUAUGUGUUAUGUAUUUUGUCUAGCUGUGAUUAAAAUUAUUUUGUGGUAUGUCACGUUGUUACAACACACGUUUUUGAUAAUAAAUAGAAUCCAACUUA